UUUAGUUAGAAAAUGGGAUAAAAAAUAUAAUUUUAAAAAUAUAAUAACAGAAGAAACACGCAAAAACAUAUCCAUUAGUGUCACAACGGUGCUUUCAGCAGUUCUUAUUACCAGAAAGGAAAGAAAGACCAGAAUUUUGUAAUAAGAGUUUUAAGAGAGAGAGAGAGAGACUGUUUUGUAAGGUGAAAAGAGAGGAGAAGAUGGAAAACACAGACGAGCUCGUGUCCAUUGAGCUUCCAGCUCCUCCUUCAUGGAAAAAACUGUUUUAUCCGAAGAGAGCAGGUACGCCGAGGAAGACAGAGAUAGUGUUCAUGGCUCCAACGGGUGAAGAGAUCAGCUCACGCAAGCAGCUAGAGCAGUACCUCAAGGCUCAUCCUGGGAACCCUCUCAUCUCUGAGUUUGAUUGGACGACUGGGGAGACUCCAAGGCGGUCAUCAAGGAUCAGCCAGAAGGUGAAGGCUGCUACAAGCCCUACUCCUGACAAAGAACCUCUCUUGAAGAAGAGACGCUCUUCUCUCACUAAGAAGGAUAAUAAAGAGGCUGCUGAGAAGAACCAAGUGGCAAAACAAGCAGAGGCUGAGAAGAAUGGGCAGACGGAAGAAGCAGAGGUUGCUGUUAAGGAUGGACUGAAAGAAACUGCUGUUGAGGGUGAGAAGUCUGAGGCUGUGAAGGAGAACAAGGAGGCUGAAAACAAAGAAGGAGAAGCUGAGACAGACAAGAAAGAGCCCAUGGAAGUAGACACCUCUGAGGUGGAGAAAAAGACUGAAGUAGAGAGCAAGGAGGGAGAAGUUGUGACGGAUAAGAAAGAGCCCAUGGAAGUGGAGACCUCGGAGGUUGAGAGUGGAGGAAGAGCUGAAGAAACUCCCAGCGUUGAAGACCUUAGGGACACUGAAAUAAAAGAACCACAGGAAGCUGUCACUGAGGGUGAUGGAGAGAAGAAGCUUGCAGAGAAAGAGACUGAGAACAAGGUCGGCAGCAUGGGCGCUGAAACAAACGGAAAUGAAACCAAAGAAGCGGAUGAGCACAAGACAGAUGGUGAGCGUAACCUUGAUGCAGACGCAGAAGCUAAUAAGGAGACUGGAACACAAGAAGCUGCAGCAGCUGUGGCCGAGGAGAAAAGUAACGAGGUGAAGGCGGAAGACACAAACAGAGGCUUAGAGGCGCAGCAUGGCGCUGCAGCGUCCGUGAGCUGUUAAAAAACCUAUCGUUCAGCACAAAGCACAGAACGUGGAGAGUUUGUUGUUGUCUGAUUCAGGUGUAGCAUUAACAUUUAUUACGAGUUGUUGUUGUUGUACGUGCUGGUAGAACUUGUACGUCUAUGUAGUUCAUUAUCACUAGAGUCUUGAACUUUUGUGCUGUUGUUCUAUUGUACUUCUGGUAUGUUGUUAAUUUUAUUUUUAGGCAUUUAUUUUUGUCUGUUUCUCUU
This is a messenger RNA of Raphanus sativus (radish), 1426 nucleotides long. Its product is annotated as methyl-CpG-binding domain-containing protein 10-like. The record is from RefSeq and is a predicted model, not a curated record. The transcript is spliced from 2 exons. Bases 201 to 1196 code for a protein of 331 amino acids. Gene Ontology annotation, molecular function: DNA binding. Lineage: Eukaryota; Viridiplantae; Streptophyta; Magnoliopsida; Brassicales; Brassicaceae.